CCAACGUUUUGCGUUGGCAGGGGUCGGCCUGGGUCUGGUGGACCUGAGUGCCGUGUGUUCCGUCUGAAUUUAACUGCAAAAAAUCCGCUUUUCAUAUGGCUUGUCGAGCGUAAUUAUUUUCAGAAAGCAGCAUUAAAUUGGGAGUGAUUUGUCGCGCUCAUAGAAACAGGAAGAAAACUGCGCCAGACAAAAUGACCAGUGAAACGAGUGGGACGAGCAACGUAGAGACGGAAUAUCUGGAGAUCAACUCGAAAGAGGCCUGGCCAGUUCUCUAUCAGCACACACGUAGCAACAAUCUCCUGCCUACGUCCGUACGACAAAGCUCCUUGUCUGACUGGUCGCACAUUCGCAACGAGUGCGGGAACUAUGCCUACACCUGUAACGAGUCGAAGAAACCACAAAAUAGAAUAUUCAACCGAUAUAGAGAUGUCGCACCUUACGACCAUACUAGGAUUAUUCUUAAGAAAGGUCCUUGUGACUACAUCAAUGCUAACCUCGUGCGGAUGGAUCGCGCGCAUAGGCAAUACAUUCUGACCCAAGGUCCCUUGGCCAAUACGUCAGGACACUUCUGGCUGAUGGUAUGGGAGCAAAAUUCUAAGGCUGUACUCAUGCUAAACAAGGUCAUUGAGAAGAAUCUAGUUAAAUGUCAUCAGUAUUGGCCGUUGGAAGGAUCUUCUAACCAUAUAAUGAUGUUCCCAGACGUUGGACUUAAAGUAGAAUACCUUAGCAAAACUGACGCGUCACAUUACACGACCAGAAUAUUAAGACUGACAGACGUGGAAUCAAAGGAAAGUAGAGAUAUUAUGCAUUUCCAUUAUACAAUGUGGCCGGAUUUUGGCGUUCCUCAAAGCCCUACGGCCUUUUUGCAAUUCCUUGCUGAUGUCAGGCAGUCUGGUGCUCUGGACCAAAACGUUGGCCCCCCUGUGAUUCAUUGCUCUGCGGGGAUUGGGAGGUCUGGAACAUUCUGUUUGGUUGACUCUUGCUUGGUAUUGAUAGAAGAAAAUGGUCUGAACUCUGUCAACGUCCGAGAUGUUCUGCUAGAGAUGAGACGGUAUAGAAUGGGCCUUAUCCAAACCCCCGAUCAAUUGCGCUUCUCUUACGAGGCAAUAAUAGAAGGAGCUAAGCAGCUGCCGUCCAACAACGUGAAUAUCAACACUAAUGAGGUACGAAAUAACUCAUACAACCCAGUGGACGACAUCUGUAAUUCCGUACUCGAAGAGGAGGAAGAGGACGAGGAGGAAGAUGAAGAAGACGAUACGCCUCCACAGCCUCCACCAAGAGGAGAGUCGCUAAUGAAGUCUGAAUGGAUUCCCAGUCCGAAUAGUGACAACGCAGAUAUGAGCAGUCCACCAGACAAACCACUGCCAAGCGAACCUCCGAGCUACGCGGAGCCCAGCACGAGCCCUCCGCCAGCAAUCAUUGGUGUUGUCACAAACAAUUUGCACGACCAGAAUAGCGACGACGUCGCUCUACCCGGAGAGCCACAUAGCGAUGGGGAUAUUACGUUCAAAGCAUCCAGCCCACCAUCCAGUCCAGAUACAAAGAACGAGUUGCGGCAGCGUAAUUUGGCAAAGAAGGAGAAAUUGGCCGCUCAGGUACGAGAGAUGAAGCGGCGGCAGAAGGAAACGGAAGAAUGGCAGCAACUCAAGAGGUCACUAUUUAAGCCCCUUUCAAUAGGCAUAGGUGCUGCGAUUGUUGGUGGGGGUGUUAUCGCGUUUUGUGGUUACUUAUACCUUCGCGGAUAGGUAGAGAAUAGGAUUUAAAUUUAAACGAUACACAUACGCGCAACUGGAGUUAUUAGUCCUCGGUGUAAAUUGAAACCCAAGUGUGUUUCGGGGGCAGUUACUUCUCUCUGAUCCAAGUAUAAUAUUCAGUCCUGUAAACCAACGACGGAUUCAAUGACGCGGUGAGUUUCUGCGAUAUUUUUAUCAAACCUAAUGCUGCUCAAGAGCUUUGUCACCACGCAUUUAUCUGGUCAUCGCGUACUACUUCCGUGUGUUAUAUUAAACGUGUCGAUGCGACGACGGGGAAUUAUUUAUUCAAUAUUUAUACAUGCACACAUAUUAGGCUCCAUUUGUAUCAAACUAUAAAAACCACCUGCAGCUUGCCUAGUUAUUUUGCUGUAAAAAAAUCACCAUUCACCUGGGUUUCAGUUCUUUUUACUAUUCUAAUUGAUUGAGCCUUACUUUUUUUUGCUGCAUCUUUUCUCAAACGUGCUAUACUAUCAUGGUGUAACAGUUGUGGUUCGUUAAAUUAUCAACCUAGUAUACGUAGUGAUGUUGAAUGUUGUUUUUGAUUUAGAUAAAUCUUGUCAUUCGCGAUGGCUCCUAUUUACGAAUCAUUGCAUUAUACCUAAUAGUUGAAUGGAACGACCAGUUUUUACUGACAUCAAAAUAAUUUCAUUCACUUUCUCGGAGUGAAUAUUUUCUAACUUGGUAUUAUGAAUGUGAUGAGAGGAAAUUUUUUAUGCCGGUAUAUUAAUUAUCUUAACGUGAGUUUCAAUUAUGAUCCGCCGUUCUACCGUACUAUGGUACUCAACAAAUUUGCUCAUUUACUGUUGAGAAUACGAAGCAGCUUGGUCAUGUAUACAUGGGGCCAAGCCAUUGAUCUUGAAUAAGCCAUUUGGCAUCUCGUUGGUGGUGAAACACGUAUAAUCAGCUAUUGAGAUAGGUAUUCUAAUCAGACUUUAUACAUACGGAAAGUAACUGACUCUGAAACACGAACAUCAUAAGAAGGUCGCGAAAGACUGAUAAACUCUGUAAAAUUGUAUGAAACCUUUCUAUUUGUAUUUUUAUAUUGUGAUUCCCCCGAGUUUCUGCAGGAUAUUAAUUAUGAAAGAAUCCGUCAUGAUGAUCCAUCAAUGAAUUAGUUUUUCUAAGAAUCAUUGAAACUCCAUACUUCUUCAUCGGGUCCACUAUGCAGCGAAUAUUACUUAACUAAAUCCUCAGGAUAUAUUGAUUCAAGGCAGCGCGCGCACUAUAUACCAAAAGAAAUGACUUGAUACGCUGACCUAAUAUACACCAUUACAUAAAGAAGAGAUGCUUUUAUAUAAAAAAGAUGCUGCGACAUGCAAUGUAUCACUGAAGGUAAAAAAAGAAAAAGAAAAAAGAAAUUAAUUUUCGCGUCCCCUAGCAAUAAAAGCACUUAGAAAUUGGCGAAAUACAAGUUUCUGGCUCAGUCAUCGAAAGUAAUUUGGAAUAUUGAACUGCUGUUAAAUUAAUGACUGAUCUUCAACAGUUGUAUGUUGACCAUUGAAACGAAUUAAAAUGAAUGUAAGUAUUUAAGUAGUCGAAAUUGAAAAUUUCUUUUUGUGGUUAUCGUCGUCAUUCAGGGUAACAAAACCGCUCGGUCGAUUGAUUGCCUAAAAAUUGACGAGCUGUUGUUAAUUGAUACUAACUAUAUUCGUAAAUCUAUGCGUGCGAUUUCCCGAUAAAUUUUCUCUUGGUAUGCAACUCAUACAAAACCAGGAGAACGAAAGAACAUAGAAA
Messenger RNA from Diprion similis, 3488 nucleotides. RefSeq names its product tyrosine-protein phosphatase non-receptor type 2-like. The record is from RefSeq and is a predicted model, not a curated record. The transcript is spliced from 9 exons. The coding region runs from base 192 to 1745 and encodes 517 amino acids. Gene Ontology annotation, molecular function: protein tyrosine phosphatase activity. Gene Ontology annotation, biological process: protein dephosphorylation. Lineage: Eukaryota; Metazoa; Arthropoda; Insecta; Hymenoptera; Diprionidae.